CUGUUCAAGAUAUUACUCAUAUGUCGUUUAACAACUAACAAGGGAAAUCAAGAUUUAAUUUCUGCGAAAUUAUUAAAAAUUGAUUUGUUAAAGUAGAUACAAAUUUUUGGCCAAGAUGUCUGACGAUCUUCCAGACAAGUUUGAUUUGAUCGUCAUAGGCACUGGAUUUCCGGAAAGUUGUGUAGCUGCAGCGGCGAGUCGCAUUGGCAAAAUCGUCCUACAUAUCGAUCCAAAUGAUUAUUAUGGAGGCGUAUGGGCUUCAUUUAACUUGGAGUCAUUCUGUGCACUAUUGGAACAAGGCAGAAACAAGGAGUUACGAAAUGCAAGCCUGAAAUGGCACGUAGCCGAACAGUUAGGUGAUGAAUGUAAAACAGGGGAAAAUAACCAGGAAAAUGUGGAUCCUGCUUCGGAAGACGGUACAGAAAAAGUGGCGGUUGGCCAAAGUGUGUCUACACAGGGUACACAACAAUGGAGUCGGCAAACUUUGUUACAGCAAUCACGUCGCUUUAAUAUAGACUUAAGCCCGAAUAUACUAUAUUCAGCGGGGCGUUUGGUGCAAUUGCUUGUGUCUUCAAACAUAUGUCGCUACGCUGAGUUUCGGGCAAUGGAUCGUGUAUUGACGCGCUUCCACAAAGAAAUCAUUAAUGUGCCUUGCUCUCGCAGUGAUGUGUUCAAUACCAAAGAUUUGAACAUCGUAGAGAAACGACUGCUUAUGAAAUUUCUAACAAUCUGUCUAACAUAUGGUGAAGAUAAAACAGAGGAGGAUACCGCACUGUUUCGUGGUAAAACAUUCCGUGAAUAUCUGCAAGAGCAAAAGGUUACCGAGAAGAUAAGUUCUUGUAUAAUGAAUGCAAUUGCUAUGUGCAACGACGAAACGCCCUUCGAAAUAGGCAUGGCCCGUACCCAACAGUUUCUUAACAGCCUUGGGCGUUACGGCAAUACUCCAUUUCUGUUUCCAAUGUAUGGUUGUGGUGAAAUACCGCAAUGCUUUUGUCGACUCUGCGCAGUUUUUGGUGGUACUUACUGUCUGAAGCGACGUAUUGACGAUAUAACCAUCGAAGCGGAUACUAACAUUGCGAAUGUCGUGCUAGAGGGCAAAACUAUAAAGGCAAAUCAUGUAGUCAGCGCGCAAGAGCAUUUGCCAAAUGUUUUAUUGGAACGAAAUAUGGGCAUAUAUGGACAAGGAGAUUUGGUAAAUUGUCUUUCUAGAGGUGUUUUCUUGACGGCCACGCCAUUAGGAUCUGAAGAGUUGAAUUCCGGUGGUGGUGGCGUGAAUAUUUUAAGACUCUUAGCUGAUAGACAGGAAGCCUUUGUCAUCCAACUAUCACAUUUUUCAGGCACCUGUCCCAAAGGAGUCUACAUCUUUCACUUCACCACGGUUGCGCAGAGUGAUCAACCGGAGCAAGAUCUGGCACCUUUUGUGGCACAAGUAUUUAAUUCUGAAUUGGGAAAUGCACCUAAAUUACUAUACUCCGCUUACUUCACCAUCAUGGGACGAAAACAAGUUAUGUCCAGUCCAACUGUAGAUUCAUCAACGCCGAUAUUUUGUACCAGCGCUCCAUUUUACAACCUGGAUUACGAUGAAUCCAUAAAAAAUGCGCGCGACAUUUUCACUAAAUUGUACGGAGACGCCGAAUUUCUACCACGUGCGCCCGAUCCAGAAGAGAUUGUAAUCGAUGGCGAAGAUCCACGUGCUCUUAGUGAAAAUAGUUUGCCCGAUGAUUUACGUGAACAAUUGAGAGAACUGGAAAAAUCAGUUGAACAUAUGGAAUUCGAAGAGACAGACGCAGUGUCUGCUGGUGAGAGUGAACAACACCAAAUGGACGCUGAGUAAGCAACCAACAAAACGCGUUUAAAUCGUAAUCGAUUAGAAAAAAACUAUCAAUUCCAAUUCUUAUAAUUGAAUAAGCAACGUUGUACUACUGCUAACAGAUAACUAAAGUAUAUGCAAACAUGAAUGUGUAGUAAGUCGCUGCUAAACUUUUUUUUACAUUUCGAACUUUCACAUAAAAUUAAAAUUACGCACCCACAAACAA
Messenger RNA from Anastrepha obliqua, 2036 nucleotides. It is a transcript of the gene Rep, whose product is annotated as rab proteins geranylgeranyltransferase component A. Bases 116 to 1834 code for a protein of 572 amino acids. Gene Ontology annotation, cellular component: cytoplasm; cytosol; nucleus. Gene Ontology annotation, biological process: small GTPase-mediated signal transduction; vesicle-mediated transport; protein geranylgeranylation. The transcript is spliced from 2 exons. The record is from RefSeq and is a predicted model, not a curated record. NCBI's taxonomy places the organism in Eukaryota, Metazoa, Arthropoda, Insecta, Diptera, Tephritidae. Gene Ontology annotation, molecular function: GDP-dissociation inhibitor activity.